AUGCCCUCGCUCAAGGACCUCAACUGUGCAAUCGAGCUCUCUGAGAGCCACCAAGCACUGCAGGAAUUCGGCACUACCUACGGCGACGGCUUUGUCGAGACGUUUGUCCCUGUACCCAGUCAACCCCAAUCAUUUUCCAUCCACCUUACCUCGAACAAGUUCAUCGCGCCAGGAAUCGCCCUCUUCGUCUACGUUGACGGCGUAUAUCAGUGCAACCGCAACCGACAGGACUUGAAGCCCCGCAAGCCGUCCGAUAACCGCUCUUUGGUUGAUUUCACCGUCCGCCAAAAGGAGGAGAGGCAAAAGGAUGGCUCCAUGAUUGCGCGCGAAUGGACGUUUGAUAAGUUGAAUAUUGUGUCGGCGGACGAAGCACUCAAUACCUCGGAGAAUAUAGGCUGCAUCGAAGUCUUGGUGCUGCGAUGCGCUGGGACUCGCGACAAGUCAACUUUGACUAUGAACCUUGACGGCGCCAGUGACUGGUCCGGUGAUCCGUUUGGAUUGGACGAGAAAUUGUCACGCUCCCAUAAAAGUCAGACAUAUGAUGAUCGAGGGCCGUAUUUUAAAAGCACCCGUAGUGGCUCCGGUCCACCGCCCCCAUUGCCAUCGUAUCGCACGUCCUACGCCGAAUCACUGCGUAGCCCCAGCGGCUCAGAGCAACGAAAUCACCACAACAGUCAGCAUGUACGAAAGUCAAUUUCUCGAGUAUCGAUAUCGCAUCAUUCGCAACCUAAAUCUAGAUACUCGCAGUCGGUCAGUCCACACACGCGGCGCGCAACCGAUCUUCCGCCUUCGGGCUUCCAAUACGGCAGCGGACCCAUUCCACCUGACAAAAACGAUACUCACUAUGAAUCAUACAGCACUGCAGUUCCGCACAAAGACGGCGUUGACCCUGUAUGGCUGAACAAACUGUUGACGACGGCAGUCAAGCAGGGUGUGGAAGAGUCUCGAAGAAUGGAGCAGUCUAUACAUGGCAAGGAUUCAGCAUAUGCAUCACAGAAAGAGAAAAGCCAGGCAUCUGCACAACCCUCUCGCCAGUCCGAGUCAACGUCUUCCAUACGCAAUCGCAGUGACCGCGGGUCAUGGAAACAAAGCCAAGAUGGCUGCGCGCAAAGCGAAGCAAGAAGUAAAGGCACCCGCGUUAGUUGGAGUAUGGAGCCUGUGUGGGAAACGGAGACUUCUAGCAGUAAUGGGUGGCAUUCGAGCGGAGAGACCCCUUCUGACUCUUGGGAUACGGAAGAGACAUGGACGAAAAACAAGGCACAGGGUUGGGAAGAUUCGAGCCAAUCGGCAAUGCCGAUACCUGCAACUCCUGUUCGAUUAGAUGCUCGGUCUAUCCCUUUACAUCUAAGCGAUGGACAGCGUUCCAAGCAGAGUUCGAGGCACCAGUCUCGUUCAAGACGAUCUAGAAGAGAUGACGAAUCAUCUUCCUCGGAAGACAAAGGCUGGGCACAUAUCGAACAGCCUUCAGACUCGGUCAUCUCACUGAGCUCAAACGACACUGUCCAGCCUUCACAUCACCAAAGUACAAAGAGUCUGCGUCAAACAUCUAAAGGCCGUUCUCGUCGCUCAAAGUCUACACAUCGCAGUCGUGAUCGAACCUCAUCGCGACACUCACAUCAUACCGCGCAACCAACAGGCUCUCAAACAGUGCAUGUUCCUGCUCCCAUCACACUAGUGAUACCUACCAUUGUAAAUGCCCCGGAGUCCGUGCCUCCACAAGUACAAUCAAGGCAACCGAGCGUGCACGGCAAUGCGAGUGCUUCGGUAUUUCCGGCUCCGAGUCUGGUCGUGCCCGUGCAGGAUCCUGUGCGAAAGCAAAGUAGCACUCACAGCAUUCCUGCACCAUAUACAUCAUGGGGGACAGACUUUUUACAGGAUCCUGCUGCGGAUAAAGAAUGCAGAUCUACGUCAUCAGGUUCGUGGGGCAAUGAAAUGGAGUCUGGAUGGAAAAAAACAGAGUUUGAGGACGAGAAGACGUCUGGCUGGGAAAAGACAGACGUUGAGGGCCACGGCAAGACGUCGGGCUGGGAAAACACAGAGGUUCAGGACUACGGGAAGAACGGCUGGUACUCGACCGACGAAGAUCAAAACAGCGCAUGGAGUGAGCCAGAAAAGGACAAGAAGCCUGAAGCUACAGGUUGGGACAUUGAAAGUACGACAUGGAGCGAGCCAAACAAGGACCAGAAACCCGAAGCCACAGCCUGGGACACUAAGAGUACCACAUGGAGCAUAAAAGAUCCUCCAAAGGAGACGAAAAAGCAGUCAGUAUCCAUGCAGCAAGUGCCUGAUCUAAAGACAGCUCUCGAAGCAACACCCUGCACCAAGGAAUCCAAAGCAAAACACCGGAAAUGGGAAAAUUCAUCAUGGACGAUUCAACCCGCUUCCGAUACGAACACCAAGCCCUUACCGCCAUCACCAUCCACCCACCAGCCCCCCAACAUACCCCCAGGUGAAAAAGAAACCCCCUCAAAGAUCGUGGCUCCCAAACCAAAUCUCGCCCACCACAUCCGCACAGGCACCCCGCGUCCCUAUGGCCACGCCAUUGCGCGUCCCGAUUAUAUCGAUAGCCUCGAGGCGCCGUAUGCCGUGUUUCGCUUCAAGUACCGGAGUGUAGGCGUUCUAGAGCGCAUGUUUGGACGGGACGAGGUGCUUGGGCAGGGGGUGGAGAAAGAUGGAAAGGGAAUGGGGAGUGUGAGGAGUACUGUGACGAAAGAGAGGAAGGAAGAGAAAGUAGAGAAGGUGGAUAGUAGGACUGAGGAGUGGGUGAGGGGGCAGAGUGCUGUGUUGGUAUAG
Messenger RNA from Exserohilum turcica Et28A, 2793 nucleotides. RefSeq lists its product as uncharacterized. The record is from RefSeq and is a predicted model, not a curated record. The coding region runs from base 1 to 2793 and encodes 930 amino acids. The transcript is spliced from 3 exons. NCBI's taxonomy places the organism in Eukaryota, Fungi, Ascomycota, Dothideomycetes, Pleosporales, Pleosporaceae.